Molecule: messenger RNA, 556 nt
Organism: Ananas comosus (pineapple)
Lineage: Eukaryota; Viridiplantae; Streptophyta; Magnoliopsida; Poales; Bromeliaceae
Product: protein NUCLEAR FUSION DEFECTIVE 6, chloroplastic/mitochondrial-like
Exons: 4
Coding region: 112-396 (94 amino acids)
Cellular component (GO): mitochondrion
Source: RefSeq, a predicted model, not a curated record
UCUCGUCUUCGCCCUCGCCAAAAGCCCAAAACCCUCCCAGCAAACACCCGUCGCCCCGCCCCCUAACCCCGCUCUCAAAACCCUCUUCGUCGAGCUCGUCUCCGGGCAACCAUGGCCACCGUCGCCAGGUCCAUCCUCCGAGGCGCCGCCCCCGCCGUGAGAUCCGCCGCCCCCUCCAUCUUCUCCGGCGGCGGCGGCGCCGCUCUCCGCCGUCUCCCCAAGCUAAGGCCAUCGCCUCCUCCUCGCCUCCUCAGGUCUCCGGCGGAGAGCAGCUUCUGCGUGGAGUCGCUCCUGCCGCUGCACAGCGCCACCGCCGCAGCCGUGAUGACCUCGAUGCUCUCCGUCUCCCGCUCCGACUACGGCUUGCUCUCCAAAGGACAAGAUGAAACUAGAUGAAGGUCGAGCCAGAAAGCAGCUGGAAACGAUGGCGUAUAAUGCAAAUUCUGUUUGUUCCGACCAUGAAAUUAAGAACAAUGAGAAAACCUGCCGUUCUUAAGAUGCUGAUUAGCUUAGCGAGAGCUACAAGGAAAAACUGACUCCAUUUUUCAUCACUCUU